This is a messenger RNA of Capsicum annuum, 3848 nucleotides long. Its product is annotated as putative dihydroflavonol 4-reductase. Bases 2550 to 3584 code for a protein of 344 amino acids. The transcript is spliced from 5 exons. The record is from RefSeq and is a predicted model, not a curated record. NCBI's taxonomy places the organism in Eukaryota, Viridiplantae, Streptophyta, Magnoliopsida, Solanales, Solanaceae.
UCUUUUUUUUUUUUUUUUUUUUUUUAGAAUUUUGUAAUUCUAACUUUCGCAUCACCAGGAGCCGAUUUACAUAUAAAAUACAUGAUGUGUGUCUAUAUUCUUUUUUUAUAAAAUUAAACAUUUUAUGUAUAAUAUACGUUUUAAUUUUGAUAUAGUAUUCGUGACAUGCAUGCUAUAAAAAAUUACAUGAUAUAUUUGAUCGUAUGAUACAUUCGAUCGAGUGUUGAAUUAUUUACGUAAAGAAAUUAGUUCUCACCAGAUGCAGUUUUUUUAUAUACCAAAUAUAAAAAAGAAUAUUUUCCUCGAAGCCAAUACAAAUGACACCCUGGAUGAAUACUGAUUCUAAAGACUUUUGUGGAGUGUCACAUGCUUGGCCCAACUAAGUUCUAGAAAAUUAAUCAUUACAAAAUAUAUUAUGAUAAGUUUCAUGAUUUGUAAUUGUAUAUAAUUAAUAUAUGUAUAAAUUAUGAGAAAAUUUAUAUACUUCUAUCAUCUUUUUUAUUUUUUUUAAUUUAUUAUAAAUUGCUAUAUUUUUUUUCUAAGCAAUAAUAAAUUUAAUUUUAAAAAUUAAUUAAAUUGAUUCUAGAAGAGUAAAAUAUGACAACUAAAAAAAGGAACAGAGAAUAUCAUUUUAUAAAGAUAAAAUGAUUAAUACUUAAAUAUAAUCAAAUCAUGGCAACUAAUUCAAGCUAAGUAUAUUACUUAAUUAAUACGUAUGUAAUCGUUGACUUAAAAAAACAAGAAAAGCAGUCCACAGAAAAUGAACAAGAAAUUGGUAUUGGUUACGGGCGCUUCCGGUUACCUAGGUCGCCCUGCCGUGAGUUAUUCAACGGUGCUGAUUGUAAUUAUAAAUGGCUUCAUUAAAAAUAAAUUGAAUAUUUUAAAGUUUAAUUGUUAUUAAAUGUAAAAAUAUUUUUUUUUUGGGAUUGAUUAAAAAAAGUGAGUCAUGUAAAUUAACACAGAAGAAAAAAUUAAAUUUAAAAUUUUGAAAUAUUAUAUUAAGUAGGUGUUUGACCAUGCAAAUCAUAUUCCCUCUGUCCUAUUUUAUGUGUCCUUAUUUGAUUGAACACAGAGUUUAAGAAAUAAAUGAGACUUUACAAAGUUUAUAAAAUUAUCCCUCUUAAAAUCGCAUUAAUAUUUACUUUUUAAUUAUUUUUUCUUAUUAAGUGAAACCAGUAAAGAUAAAAUGAAGAUGAUGUCAUUAAAUAGUUAUUAAAUAAGAAAAAAUGAUAUAAUAAUUAUCAAAUAAGAAAAAUGAUACUUCCUCCGUCCCAUUUUAUGUGUUGCCAUUUGAUCAGGCACGGAGUUUGAGAAAAAAGGAAAGACUUGGUAAAGUUUAUCAAAUUAUCCUUUAUAAAAAAAUGUGCCAAUAUCUUUUUUUUUUUAAUUAAGUGGGACCAAUAAGGGUAAAAGGUAAUUGUGUCUUUGAAAAGUUGCCUAAUAAGGAAAGACGACACUUAUUUUAGGACGAACUAAAAAGAAAAUAAUAACACAUAAUUUGGGAUGGAGAGGGUAUUUUUUUGACACGAAUGGAUAAAAAAAAGAUGAAAACACAUAAAAUAAAAUGAAUGGAGUAAUUUUUUAGAAUUGGAGUUGAGUUGAUGUUGUGUUUGAAGUUUGAACUUUGAAGCAGAGAUGGAACAGCAAAAAAUUGAUGACCCAAACUAUUGCAAGUAUAGUAGGUUUGUUGGUCACCCUCUAGAGAAAAGUUUCAUAUUCACAAAUAAAAUCAUGUAAUUGGCUAAUGAGAAGAAGAUCGUGCUUGAUGAUAAGAAAGUGCGUUCUCCUCAAAUUUCCAUCACUUUUGACUUGUUGGAUCGAUCGAAAUAUGCAACUUCAAAGAGCAUAAUGAGGAGCCACAGGAAGAACGAUAAUAUAACCCAAUGAAAUUCACAGGUAAUAUUUGAAAAGGAUAAUGUGUAUGUAAGUCGUAUUACUAUCUCCGUCAGGAGAUAAAAAAAUUAUUUUUAGAAGAGAAUUUUAUUUUAUUUAUUAUAUUGUUACUGUUUUAUUUUAGUAUUAAGUGACUAAGAUAAAAUAGAGAUUUUUUUUUUUUAAAAAAUAGUUUAUUGUAUUAAAAUUUUCGCUCGCUAUGCAUGAGAUUCAACCAAAGGAAUUUAUUGUAUGCAAUCGUAUCUUAUAUUUUUAUUAGAGGCUAUUUUUAAUACUUAGAACUUAUAAUUUAUCAGAUGCAAUAACUUCAUUAAUUACACCAUGUUAUGUCAGUCAAGUAAAAUUAAACAAAAAGAAUAUUAUAUUAUUAACACCUCCAUAAUUAAGGGCCUAGCACUUAUAAAAUUCAUGUACUCAAAAUGGUCAAUCAAGUAAACCUUAAAAAAGAGAAUAUUAUAUUAUUAACAGCUGCAAUUAAGGGCUACUAGCACUUGAAAUUCAUGUACUAAAAUUGCCAAUCAAGUAAAACUAAACAAAGAAAAUAUUAUAUUAUAUUAACACCUUCAUAAUUAAGCUGCCUAGCACUUAAAAUUCAAGUAUAAAAUUAGGCAGGUUCCAUCGUUGACGAAAAAAACAAGUAAAGCAAUACACAGAAAAUGAAGAAGAAAGUAAUAUUGGUUACCGGCGCUUCCGGUUACCUCGGCAGCCGUCUCUGCCGUGAGCUCUUCAACUCCGGCCACCAUGUUAAAGCUUUCGUCCGCCGUACAAGUGACGUAUCUUCUCUACCUCCGCCUACUGACGGCGGAAGCAGCGGCGGAACCCUAGAGCUUGUGUACGGAGAUGUCACUGAUUAUCCAUCACUAGUUCAAGCUUGCUCCGGAUGCCACGUCAUCUUUCAUGCUGCUGCUUUAGUUGAACAUUGGCUUCCUGAUCCCUCCAGAUUCAUAGCUGUGAAUGUUGGAGGCUUGAAGAAUGUGUUGCAAGCUUAUAAAGAAACAGGAACUAUAGAGAAAAUUGUGUACACAUCAUCGUUUUUUGCCUUGGGACCGACUGAUGGAUAUGUUGCCGAUGAAUCUCAGGUUCAUCCUGGAAAAUUCUUCACCACGGAGUAUGAGAAAUCAAAAGCUGUUUCUGAUAAGGUUGCAUUAGAUGCCGCGUCUGAAGGAGUGCCGAUAGUGCUUGCUUAUCCGGGAGUCGUAUAUGGUGGUGGGAAGGUUACGACUGCAAAUACUGUUGCCAAUAUGUUGGUUGAACGCUUUAAUGGGCGUUUACCUGGUUACAUUGGCCAAGCAAAAGAGAGGUUUUCUUUUAGCCACGUUGAUGAUGUGGUUAACGGGCAUAUUUCAGCUAUGGACAAAGGCAAACCGGGUGAAAGGUACCUUCUUACAGGGCAGAAUGCAUCCUGGAAGGAAGUUUUCGAUAUAGCUGCAAUGAUCACUCAGACAAAGAAGCCUUCUUUUGGUAUCCCCAUAUUUAUUCUUGUAUUUUACGGCUGGAUGUCAGUUCUUCUCGCCAAAAUAACCGGAAAGAUUCCUCUAGUCAGUCCUCCUAUGGUUCGCAUGAUUAAACAUCAGUGGGCUUACUCUUGUGAUAAGGCAAAGGCAGAACUGGGUUACCACCCUAGGAGCUUGGAAGAAGGUCUGUCCGAGGUGCUUCCCUGGUUAAAGAGCUCGGGUUCGAUUAAAUACUGACAUGUUAUGUUUUAUCGAGAAUUUAUUGUGUUCAUUAUUUGUAAAUUAGACUUAAAGAUGACUCUGAAGCCUUGUUAUUCAAUAAGGGACAACCCGGUGCACUAAACCUCGCGCUACGCGUGGGGUCCGUGGAAGGGCUGGACCACAUAGUCUGUUGUAUGCAAUCUUACACUUCAUUUCUGCAAGAGGCUGUUUCCACGACUUGAACUCGUGACCUCCUGCUCACAUGACAACAAAUUUACCAUUGUUAAUCGCGUUAUUCAA